This is a messenger RNA of Aegilops tauschii subsp. strangulata, 453 nucleotides long. RefSeq lists its product as uncharacterized. The record is from RefSeq and is a predicted model, not a curated record. Lineage: Eukaryota; Viridiplantae; Streptophyta; Magnoliopsida; Poales; Poaceae.
AUGGCUACGGGAUCCUCUGUACAGGAGGCGUCAGAUUCGCCUGUGUCAGCACAUGCAGAUUCCUCAGGAUCUUCUGCGGUGAGUGUUCCUGUGGUCCAGCCAACAGCUCCUUCACGAGUUAUGACUCGGUUACAGAAAGGAGAACCAACAACAUUAAAUAGUGCACUUGAUGAUCCUAAGUGGAAGAAGGCAAUGGAUGAGGAAUACUCUGCACUUAUGAGGUACAAGACAUGGCAUCUUGUACCAAAUCAAAAAGGUAGAAAUAUCAUCGAUUGCAAAUGGGUUUACAGAAUUAUAAAGAAGGCAGAUGGCUCCAUUGACAGGUACAAAGCACGUCUAGUUGCAAAGGGUUUUAAACAACGUUAUGGUAUUGAUUAUGAGGACACUUUCAGUCCUGUUGUUAAAGCUGCAACUAUCAGACUUGUGCUAGCCAUUGCUGUAUCCAAGGGUUGA